Molecule: messenger RNA, 1324 nt
Organism: Athalia rosae (coleseed sawfly)
Lineage: Eukaryota; Metazoa; Arthropoda; Insecta; Hymenoptera; Athaliidae
Gene: Mdh2
Product: malate dehydrogenase, mitochondrial
Exons: 5
Coding region: 98-1120 (340 amino acids)
Biological process (GO): malate metabolic process; tricarboxylic acid cycle
Cellular component (GO): cytoplasm; mitochondrion
Molecular function (GO): L-malate dehydrogenase (NAD+) activity
Source: RefSeq, a predicted model, not a curated record
CAAGGUCAUCUGGUGUCAUCCGAGGGUUAUCGGGUCUUCUGCUGAGUACUCGCAAACAUUUUUCACGCUCUGACCGUCGCUCUUUAAACUUUAAAAAAUGUUUCCGAGACUAAUCAAGCCCACCGCUGCACUUGUGCAACAAAGUACAAAACAACUGUCGACCAGUUCUCAGCGCAAUGCUAAGGUUGCAGUUAUGGGUGCCAGUGGCGGCAUUGGGCAGCCGCUGUCACUACUGCUGAAGCAAUCACCCCUUGUCACUGAGCUCUCUCUUUAUGACAUUGUAAAUACUCCCGGUGUCGCUGCCGAUCUCUCUCACAUUGAAACCCCUGCCAAAGUCAAGGCUUUCAAUGGACCCGAUCAACUCAAAGAUUCUCUUCGAGGAGCUCAGGUCAUAAUAAUCCCUGCUGGGGUUCCUCGCAAGCCAGGAAUGACCCGUGACGACCUUUUUAAUACAAAUGCGUCGAUUGUUCGAGAUCUUGCCGCAGCAGCUGCCGAGGUGGCACCCAAAGCCUUUGUAGCCAUUAUUUCUAACCCUGUAAACAGCACGGUGCCCAUUGCUAGCGAAGUCUUCCAAAAGGCUGGAGUAUACGACCCUAACAGAAUAUUUGGAGUAACAACUCUGGACAUUGUUAGGUCAAACACUUUCAUCGCUGAAGCUAAGGGUCUAGACCCCUUGAAGACCAACGUUCCCGUGAUCGGAGGACACAGUGGAAUAACAAUUAUUCCACUCAUUUCCCAAGCAAAACCACAAGUUUCGUUCCCAGAUGAUCAGCUCAAGGCUUUGACGGAAAGAAUUCAGGAAGCUGGAACUGAAGUCGUCAAGGCUAAAGCUGGAACAGGUUCUGCAACUUUGUCCAUGGCCUAUGCUGGAGCUCGAUUUGGAAUUGCUCUAAUCAAAGCCCUAAAUGGAGAACAAAACAUAAUCGAAUGCUCAUAUGUCAGGUCGAAUGUCACCGAAGCCAAAUACUUCUCUACACCAAUUCUUUUGGGCAAAAAUGGUGUCGAAAAGAACUUGGGUCUUGGUAAACUCAGCAGUUUUGAAUCAAAGCUUCUAGAAGCCGCGAUCCCAGAACUAAAGAAAAAUAUUCAGAAGGGUGAAGAUUUCGUGAACAAGAAGUGAAGUCACUGAUGUGCAUGACUUAAAUCUUGUCGAGGAGAAAUCAGAAGAUUUCAAUAGAUAACGAGUCGUUGAUACGCUAUACUCAUUCUAAACGCGUAUACUUCAACUACAAGGAUGUCAUCACAGCAUUUAAUUUAGAGAAAAUGCCACGUCUACUCAAAAUGUUAUACUAUUAUAAUUAAAUUAAAGAAAACAAUUCCAAAA